AGAACAAAAGCAAAACAAAGAGAAGAAAAAGCAGAAAAUUUUCAAGUCAUUGUAAAAAUAGCAUUUUUUAUUGCAAAUCUUUUUUUGUAAAAGAAUUUUGGCGUCUCACUGCAAGGAAUUUGUGCUAAAUUUGGCAAAAUGUUUCAAUUUGGGGGCUUGAAUAUGAUGUUCCCGGAUCUCAAUCGUCCCUUCAAUAAUCACUACAAUUGCUAUUCCGUAUCCAUGCUACCCGGGAAUGAGAGGCAUGACGUUGAGAAGGGUGGAAAAAUAAUUAUGCCCUCAUCAGCUCUGGAUCAGCUGACAAGGCUCAAUGUGGAGUACCCAAUGUUGUUCAAGUUGACAAACAACAAGAAGAAUCGCAUGACACAUGCGGGAGUGCUGGAAUUCGUAGCUGACGAAGGGAAGACGUACUUGCCGUACUGGAUGAUGCGAAAUCUCCUCCUGGAAGAGGGUGAAAUGAUACAAAUUGAGAGUGUUUCACUGCCCGUGGCGACUUUCUCAAAGUUCGAACCACAGAGCCCGGAUUUCCUUGACAUAACAAACCCCAAAGCAGUGCUGGAGAAUAAUUUGCGGAAUUUUGCCUGCCUGACAACGGGGGAUCUCAUUGCAAUUAAGUAUAACUCCAAAAUCUAUGAGCUGUGUGUCCUGGAGACACGUCCGGGGAAUGCUGUGACCAUCAUUGAGUGCGAUAUGAAUGUGGAAUUUGCCCCACCAGUUGGCUACACGGAGCCCCAAGCGGAGAAUAAUGACGAUGAACCCAUGAAGGAUGACAUGAUUGAGCACCUGGCUGACAUGCAGGGCUUUGUGGCGUUCUCGGGAGAGGGGAAUCGUCUCGAUGGGAAGCAAAAGAAGCCCGAUAGUGUGGAUCCGGUGCUGCUGAAGAAAGCCUACACACGUGGCAUACCCGACUAUGAUCAUCCGUAUGGGCUGCUCAGAUUUGAUCGUUCCGUACGACCGGACAAAGGCAAUGGGGAGGCUAAAGAUGAUCAGGAUGAUUUCCAAAUGUUCCAAGGGCAGGGAUUCUCAUUGCGAAAGAGCCGGAAGACUAUUUAAGGAAACUAAGAAAUCGGGUCGUCGCUGGGAGGGAAGAGGUAGCUCCGACUUUUUCUACCCGCCUGCUGAAGGGCACAAUGUCGCCUUUGAUUUCAAGAACUUCUUUAAGGUAUUUAAAUCUGGAAUUAUUAAAUAUCUUUGCAAAUUCUUUAAUUGUAAUGUUUAUUCCUAAAGAAAAUUCUAGUUUAGUUCUGAUCUCUAGAAAAAUCUUUCCAACUGU
Molecule: messenger RNA, 1273 nt
Organism: Lutzomyia longipalpis
Lineage: Eukaryota; Metazoa; Arthropoda; Insecta; Diptera; Psychodidae
Gene: Ufd1-like
Product: ubiquitin fusion degradation protein 1 homolog
Exons: 4
Coding region: 139-1053 (304 amino acids)
Cellular component (GO): VCP-NPL4-UFD1 AAA ATPase complex
Molecular function (GO): polyubiquitin modification-dependent protein binding
Source: RefSeq, a predicted model, not a curated record